Sesamum indicum (sesame) is the source of this 732-nucleotide messenger RNA. The record is from RefSeq and is a predicted model, not a curated record. Lineage: Eukaryota; Viridiplantae; Streptophyta; Magnoliopsida; Lamiales; Pedaliaceae.
AUGCGUAUUCCGUUUGAGCUUUGCUGCAACGAGUGUGGGCGGCAAACGUACAAAGGUGAAAGAUUUUGGGGUUUGAAAGAGAAAGCUGGAAAGGACUCGUGUUUUGAUGUAGAGAUUUACAGGUUUCAGUUCCAAUGUCCUUCCUGUCGUGCUGACUUCUUCAUUAAAUCGGAUCCCGGGCGUUACGAUUACAUUGUGGAGUCGGGAGCAACUUUGGUUAUGAUAAUUCAGUUAGAUUACCCACUUAUUCCAAAUAUCCAUAUCGUUCUGUUCAAAUGCCGUUGGGUUGAUCUCGUGAGAGAUAUGAAGGUACAUCCUUGUUAUCACCUUGUUGAUUUAAACUUCAAAAAAGUACACGAAAAGAACGAACCAUUCAUCCUGACACAACAAGCAUUGCAAGUCUACUACACGGAGUACCCUAGCAUGAAAAGAGAUAAAGUGGAAAGGAUAUUUGCCUGCAAAACCAAAGCCAGAAGAGUUAUUGAUGACUUUCUAUGGACUGAAGUUGCAUUUCAAGAGGAUGAAACAAUACCUACUCGACAAGUUGCGACGAACAAUCAUAAUUAUGACCUUAAUGACCCAAAUGACAUACAAUUAGUCAUUGAGCUUUCUAUUGCUAAUCAACAAGGAGUAGGUCUAUCCCGAUCAGGUAAUUGUGAAUCUAAUGAUGAAUUUGACGAAGAUAACAUAGAUGAGGAUUACAAGACUGAAGAAGACAAUAAUUAUGAUUGA